AACGAAAACCCUAUUUUCUCCCAUAUUUCGCCUGAUGGCCUCUCAUGUUGUCUCCACUAUGGAAGUCACUCGAUCAGGACCAAAAAGAAAUCUCCAUUGCUGGUCCGAGCUUCCUCUAGACCUCAUGCGGUUGGUUUUCGAUCGUCUUGGAUUUGCGGAUUUCGAACGAGCUAGAACCGUUUGUCCCUCUUGGUAUUCCGCUUCCAGACAAUCUAAGCCAAACAAUCAAAUCCCUUGGAUGUUUCUAAUCCAAAAGGACAAGAACUACGGUCUCUUAUUCAAUCCUGAAGAAAAAGACAAGGUUUACAAAACUCAAGAUCUUGGCAACGACUUUGGAAAGAGUUAUUGUGUGGCGACUUAUAGAAGCUGGCUUUUGAUGAUAACUUAUACGCGAGAGGUUUAUCUAUAUAAUCCCUAUAUCUUUGAUCUCUUAACACGCCAGAGGAUCAAUCUACCGAGUUUUGAAUCAGAUUAUGGGCUCAUCUCUCCGGUGUUAUGGAUAGACGAGAAAACAAAAGAUUACCUUGUUAUAGGGAUGUUUGAUGAAGACAAUGCGGUUUCUAUCAAGAAAGGAGACACCUCGGGGAAACCAAUCACCCAAUUGCAAUUUCCAUGUAUCUACGAGUGUUAUAACAUGGUAUACAAGGAUCACAAUAUUUAUUGUCUCGAUCAUUAUAAACUCACGAUUUUUUAUUUUUCCGGACAUGUUCCCUCGCAAGUUUUCGAAAUAAGCGUCGAUGGAUGUGUAAACAGAACAGUAGCUGGAGCCAUUAGACAUCCUGGGACCAUCCCGUGCAAACGCUAUUUGGCUUGUUAUAAGAAUUCUAUGGUAGUCACUGUAGAUGGAGAUGUUUUAAUUCUUAAUAGCGUACGUGAGAGUAUGUCGUACAUAUGGGACUUUAAAAUCUACAAGAUGGGUUCAUCGACGGGGAGCAAGUGGGAAGAGAUUUUUUCUUUGGGAGACGAGGCCAUUCUUUUGGAGUUGGGUAUCACAGUGCUUGCCAAGGACAUUGAAGGAAUCAAGAGAAACUCGAUCUACUUUAAUGGUUCUGAUUCAGUAAAUCCAUAUGAUGAAAUGACAUAUUCAUUUUCAAUCUUGAUACAAAGAAGUUGAAAAACUGAAUCAAUUUGUUUGUUUGUCCGUUCAAUGUUCUAAUGCACGAUGGUUCUUAGCAACUUUCAAACGUGAAUGAUUAAAAUAAUUAUAAAUAUGUUUACUACAUUUUUGUUUGUGUUUUUCAAGUUAUGAGGGGUUUGGAAAUAAUCUCAUUUGAUUACACUCGUUUGAUUUUCAAGUUUCUAUGUUUUAAAUUUUCAUGGUAUGUAUCUGAUUUUUAAUUUGUGCGUCUGAGAUUGUAUAACAUUUUAGUUUUGAUACAAUUCGGCCAAAACCAGGGGCGGACGCAUGAUUAGUGUUAAUUAACUGGGUUCAACAAAUAAAUAGAGAAAAAACUAUCAUCAAAAAUGGGUACAAAGAGGAAAUAUACCUAUCGUAUGAAGCUUCAAUGUGGGAAAUAAAUAAUGUAUAUCUUAAUAUUUGCGUGGUGUCAGGUGACACCCCGACCUGAUAUGGUACGCCCGUAACAAAGCCAAUUCUUUGUGUCUUAGCAUCCUGAUAGUGAAACACUGUAUGGUAAACCUAUACCCAAAUCAAGCGAUUAUUUAUCAACUUACAGAAUUAUUGGUCAGGGACGCGUAGAGAUAUCUUUGAAGACGGAGUUUGAGGAGCUCUGACGGAGAUGCAUCGGAGACACUUUCUUAUUUUUUAUAUUUUUCUUUUAUUUUUUGGUGGAGACACUUCUCUCUCUUUUCUUACAGUUGAGUCGCAUACACAACCAUGUUCUUCGACUAAUCAUCAAUCUCUCGUUUUACAGGAAGAAUAAAAGCUGUCAACUGGUUGGGUCAUCGAUGGGCUAGACUAGUCCGAUUUAUUUUAGACGGGCUAUGAAGGCGACCAAUUAAAAUAUCCAAUUGGACAAAAAAAUGAAUUGGUCCAUGGUCCAAUUGGCCAAGACUAAAUGGACAAUGACUGUCCAUGACUUCAGGAACAUAUUUCCAUGAUUUUAGCAAAAGAACAU
Messenger RNA from Brassica napus (rape), 2078 nucleotides. Its product is annotated as putative F-box protein At5g66830. The transcript has a single exon. Gene Ontology annotation, molecular function: protein binding. The record is from RefSeq and is a predicted model, not a curated record. Bases 35 to 1114 code for a protein of 359 amino acids. Lineage: Eukaryota; Viridiplantae; Streptophyta; Magnoliopsida; Brassicales; Brassicaceae.